Molecule: messenger RNA, 3895 nt
Organism: Odontomachus brunneus
Lineage: Eukaryota; Metazoa; Arthropoda; Insecta; Hymenoptera; Formicidae
Exons: 7
Coding region: 774-2396 (540 amino acids)
Biological process (GO): neurotransmitter receptor transport, postsynaptic endosome to lysosome; postsynaptic neurotransmitter receptor diffusion trapping; transmission of nerve impulse
Cellular component (GO): postsynaptic density membrane; AMPA glutamate receptor complex
Molecular function (GO): voltage-gated calcium channel activity; channel regulator activity
Source: RefSeq, a predicted model, not a curated record
CAGCCGUCGAGCGGAUCGAACACAGCGGCUCUCUCGGGGUAGUCCGCGCGUCGACGCCGUCGUGUUCCGCGACUGCGGCUGAUCAUCGGAUGAUUCUCGUGCGACCCGAUGGCUCUCCGAGGGCCGGCAACUUUUCUCGUCGUGUGCUCGGGAGGAGGACACGUGCAGGACGCGCGCGUAUCGCCCGCAAACAGCGACAUGAUCGCCUCGCGACGAUAGCCGGAUAAUUUCGCUUGUAAUCACUUCAGUGAACGCGCACUCGACCGUCGUUAAGGAUAACAAGUAACAUGGAUCGCCGAUGUUAUUAAUGCCGAAGGAGUGCGGACAACUCUGCGCGAAUUGAGACGCCCUUGCGUCGCGGUCUCGGAGAGGUCUCCUUGAGGGAAAACUCAUUCUGGUUUUGUCAAAGAGCCCGUAGAGCCGAGGGAAAAGAGUUGCGACCUUUGGGAGCCUGAAUGCGUCAAGUUGAAAAUAGAAGGGAAACAACGAGAUAAAGAUUAUCGGAAAUUCCACGAAAGACCAGAUCGUGUCGCGAAUGUUACGACGGAGCACAUCCGAAAAACUGUAUUUUGCCGGGAAAUUCCUUGCUCCGGAGAACAUUGAAUAAGACCCCCGCGCUACACAGGAACGAGGACACUGAGCGAAAGUCAAAAGAAGACAACCGGAAGAUCUUAAAUAUGCAAAGGAAUAAAAGAAUGAAUCGAGGAUCAUUGUUCACAUCGAGCAGGUGAUUCGCUAACGAUGUCACCCUGAGGACCACUUGGGAGACGAAAAUGUGCUGCUCAGGUGGCCCAGGUGGAAUCAGGCUGACUAGGUGCGGCGUGGUGUGCGGGCUCGCCGCGUUGGCGGCCCUCAGCACCGCCCUUCUGGGCCCUACCUGGCUCCACACCGAGGAGAAGCUCGCCCUGUCGAAUCUACCUAGAAAUUUCGCCAACGUCGUCAGCGUGAGGUUCAAGCUGGGCCUCUUCAGAGUAUGCCCGAGGAUCGUCAAGCCCACCAACUUCACUUUCCACAUCCCCACACCGGCUUGUAGUUACGUGAGGUACAGCAGCCUGGAGGACGUGAGGCCGGAGGAGUUGGGCUUUCGCCAAUUAGAAUUCACGCCCACGGUCGUCUCAAAAAUACGCAUCUCCGCACCGUUCCAAGUGGUAGCCGUGAUCCUGAUCCUCGCCGCGACAGUGUCAGCUUUGAUCGGUCACUGUAAUUCCGAUCACAGGACUCUCGUAGCCUGCGGACUCUUUCUCUUAAGCGGACUCUCUCUGGGAGGUGGCUUGAUAGUUUUGGCGUCAGCGUUGUCGGACGCAUCGCUGGAACUACCAGGGAAAUAUAGUUUGCCGUCGCCAACCGGCAUGCAAAUGGACGAUAACGGUCUACCUCAGUAUCACUAUGGCUGGUGCCUCCAGCUCUCAGGAUUAGCGCUGAUCCUUGCGGAAGUGGCGGCCGUUUUAACGAUGUCCGGCUACAUGGCGCGCUUCUCCACGGUUGAGGAGAUGGUGAGGGUCAUGGUCCCGGGCGCUGAGAGGAAGCUCAGGGAGCAGAGAGGGCUCAGCUCGGAAUAUCUCGUGAGGGCGCAUCAGAAAUCGCCGGGGCCGCCGCAGGCUCGACCCUUCGGUCAACCAGCCAAAACGCCUCAAAAAAUAGCUGAAGAAGGAACUUCGUUGCUCUGCAAGUCGGCGCCCGACAUCUGUGCGUCGAACCCGCAGGCCAUCAGUUACGUCGAUAAGGCAGAUCUAUCUCACGUCUUGCCGGCCUACCCGGAAAACAAGAACAUCGAUCCACGGUACAGCUUCGUCGAUAAAUCGGAGGGUAGCGUCAUAGACUCUCGGCUUAGCGGCUUCACCGACAAGGAAGGCUUCAUCGACACCCGGAUUCUGUCUGAUUCCAGACAGAACAUGAUUGCCUUCACCGACAACAAAGAACUCGGCCAAGAGCAACGUUAUUCCGACUUCUCCGCGAGAAACACCGACCAGAAUGUCGUAGACUCCAGGCUGAGUGGUUUCGCUGACAAAGAAAGUCUUCUUGAUUCUAGACUAAGUGGUUACUCCGAUAAGAAUGAAUCCCUGCUGGACACUCCUUUUGGUUACGAUACCCGAUUCAACAGCUUGGCAGGCCAGACCGUCCCUAUCACGCUGAAGAACCAGAAUACAUCGGUAUCGGCCAUUCAAUCACAGUAUAUAUACCAAAACUUUGGGACGAUACACUCCGGCAUCCUGAGGGUAUCGGAACCGGGCACUAGCUCCAGUUCCAACUCUAGUCAGCGCAGCAUGACUUUGCAGAACCCCAAGCGCAAAUCGCAGAUUGCUCAGAACACCUUCAGUACGAUGGAGUGUGAGAAGAGAAAGAGAGCGUCCGGGAUAGCCGGUAAAGCGGGCUUCUACACGGGAAGUGCUGUAUGACCACCACCUCCCCCUCCGACUCCAAGGUAACUUCCAGAAGAGGAGACCCCACUGUAACCAGAACUCAGUGCGACAACUUUCGAGGCGGGUUGGAGGAUUUAUAUUACUGAAUAUGCGAAAGAAGGAAAGAAGAAAUUUUUUACUAGCUGACCAACAGAGCUCUAUCAAGGGAUGCGGUAGCGUCUUGUGCCAAGUAUAUCUAUUUAGUAUAUGUCCUCACGCGAGAGACGCUACAGCGUAUCUUUUACACAAACGAGAAUGUUUUUCUGGUCGUAACUUCGUAUUGCCAGUAACGCCAGACUUUCCAUCUGCGAUGUAGAGAUAUAUAUGUACCAUCUACUAUUUGCGCGUUUACCGGUAUACGAUAAAGAGAGUAUGUAUUCUUAUUAAUCAUCGAUAUUGCAGAUCCCUGCAAUGAAAGAUAAUACCAAAAAGUAAUCACAGUCUUAUAUUGGCGAUGUAUUGUACGAUUAGGCUGUCUGGAAAUAAUUGGAUUCAGUACAGGAUCUUUCGAAACGUAAUUCCUAAGCAAGAAAGCACAAGUGCAAACGUGAUUUGCAGUAAUAUUGUCAAUAAUACUGCGUACGACGCAAAUCUUUACGAGUUGAGGGGAUGCUGCGUACCGACAUAAUGUGGUUUCCAUGAUUUGCACUGUUUUUUCUUUUUAGUUAUAUAUAAUUGCAAAUGCUUUUACAGAGUGAACGUGCAAAUGUCAAUGCAUUAAACGAUACUCCAUGUUAUAUAAAAAAUAAACGAAAAAUGUUAUAAAUAAGAAGGUUUUUUGUAGUUGUUGAUAUAACAUGGAGUAUCCCUUUUAGUAUAUCGGCUUUGACUCAAUAAAAGCGCUUGCAAUUUUAUACAAACAAAUAGAAAAACAAUGUAAACUACGAAAACUGCAUUAUGUCGGUAUACAGCAUCCCCUGAAAUGAAAGACAAGAAUGACGAGGGAUCAGAAUGACUCUCGUCAUUUUAGGUAUCGAAAGAGUAAUGUAAUGUCCGUCACACUCGCUAUUUACCUUUAACUCAACACGUAAUCGCGUUUUAGCUGCAUAACCAAUCGAACGAACUUGUAAGGUGUAACAUUAAUAUAGUCAAUACUAUAUAAAUUGUAAUAUAUUUGGUGGUUGAUAUAGCCGUGAUAGUCAUUCGGGCGCAACCUGUUAUUCUCAGUCAAUAAUAAGGAACCACCCAGGAGAAGCAUAUAUCGUUCGAUGAAAUCAGGUGGACUUUAAUUAGAGAUUUUUUCCCCGAUACUUUUCGACGACGUUCGCGCUCCAAUUGUAUCACUAAUCGAAAACAUAUCACAAAUAAAAGUGUUUCUGUUGAUAACGCGACUUGUUCUGGAAAGAUAUAUUUUGGUUUUUCAUUUUUUUUUCAUUUGUUUCGCAUUACUUCCUCGUAUAAAACGACGAUUAGAAUGGAUGUUCGAUGCGCCCGCAUAAAUACGUACAUCAAUAUGUUGUAUCGUAGCUGAGUGUAAUAAAAUGUUCUUUUUCUAA